Paramecium sonneborni is the source of this 603-nucleotide messenger RNA. NCBI's taxonomy places the organism in Eukaryota, Ciliophora, Oligohymenophorea, Peniculida, Parameciidae. The record is from the annotation of a GenBank genome assembly.
AUGCUAAAAGCUGUUAUUUUUCAGCAUUAAUGUCUAUAAUUACUUAUAUUAUUUGUUCAUUUUUAACAUCUAGGUGUGUUUCUAAUAUAUUAAAAAGAUUGUUCAUUAAAAAGAAUGAAAAUAAAACUUUCUUAAAAUUUAUUCGAUUUUUUUAAUCACAAGUUCUUUAUAAUUGUCUACAAUUUAAAAAUUAUUACAUUAGUCAACAUGCUUUUUAACUCUAUUAAACAAUUCUUCAUUAAUUAGUAUUUAGUACAUUACUUUAAUUUCCAAAAUGAAACUUUUAAUACAAUUUUUGAAUCUAUUAAUUCUAUAAAUGCUAUUUUCUCAUUAAUAUUAAUUGUAUUAUUAAAUUUUAAGUCUCUUUCCAUAACAUCUUCUAAAAUAAUUAAUAAAAAUAAAUGGAGAUAUUUAUUUGAAGGUUCAAAUGCUAAUUUUUGGGCAGUCAAUUUUAAAUCAUUUUAAAUUUACAAAGUUUAAUGUUAUUUAAUUAUAAUUGUAUAAUUAAAAAAUUAUCCUGAAGCUUAAUCUAUUUUAUUAUAACAUUAUCACUUAUAUAUUUAAUGUAUCUUUGUCAAUUUAUACCUUUAAUUCAAAGUAUGA